UUCCUCGGUUGAUGUUUCUUUGAUGUAUCUUCAUUUUGGAUGACUUUGUUGAUGGGGACUGAUUUUAUAAGUAAUACUUAACUUCUUAUGUUUCAGUGGGACAAACAAAUAUUAUUUCUAUCUGCAGUAAAACUUUGAGGUUCAAAGGGGACUAAACCACAAUAUCACCACGACUCAAUCAUGUAUAGAUCAUUUCUGAGAUGUGAUGAUCCAAAAGGAGUAGUACAAUGUGGAACAAUCAGGAAAUACAGGACUCGUUCUCACAAAGUGAAGGACAAGACAAGAAUCCAAAAGACAGGCGAAAACUUGGAGACAUCCUUGUCCUUGAUGAACAAAAGAUACAAAGAAGACAAAAAGGUCUUAAAAGGAUGUGAUGGAAAUCUCAUUGGUCCAUCAUCUUUGCAGCUCACACAAGUCUACGGAGGGGAUCAAAGUUUGAAAAACAUGCUAAAUUCAUGGUCUAGAGAUAUUAUGUGUGAUGGAAAGUCUGAAGACAUUGCAAAAGGAGCUCUUGGUCUGCAAGACUCUCUAAUCAUGCUUCGCAAGUUGCAAGAGGAGGCUUCACCACAUUCAGCUUCUUUUAGGAGAAAACGGACUAUGAAACCUGUAAGAGACAGAAUUGAUGCAAAGAUGGUUGGUAGAACGCAGGCUAAACCAUUUGGGGAACAAAGUAAUCCAAAGGGGUUUCAAAGACCACAGCCUUCAGCUGGUGGUUCUUCAAGUAAUUGCCAAGAGGAACUUAAGAAGGUGAUUAAGGAGAGUUUGGUUAGGCAAAAUAUGUUUCCAAAGACCUCUGAAAGAUUAAAUUCAGGCUCAGAAACUUUUUCUACCAGCACAAGCCAAUAUUCUGCUGUCAGGACUAACAGCCUUUUUGAUCCUUCUUUGUCAGUAAUAGCUUCAAAGAUGGAAAGAGGACCAGGCCUAAUUUUCAAGCUGAUGGGUUUAGAAGAAGCCCCCUCAAAAUCAUUUCCAGCUGUUAAGCAGAAACAGUUGGAUAGUGAGAUAGAUACGUCAAAGGUAAGAAAGAAUGAUUCUGUAGCUGAGAAGGUUAAUCCAGAAAAAAAGGCCCUGAGGGAAACUCUUGACACCAAACAUUUCAAAGGAAUUUUGAAGGAGAGUUUUGUCGAAGAGCCCAAGCUUCAUGUGCAUCAUUUCAAUGAUACACAUUCUAAGCAGUUUGGUGAUUUAUCUCAAAUUGCACUUAUGAAACCUCAAUGUACUCUUUACCAGGAAUCAGUAAAAAGUACCUAUAUGCCAGUUCCUCCAAAAGAGUUACCCAUAACAAAACUGAAACCAGAAAUAGCCUCUUCCAAAACUAUCAAACAUAGAAAAGGUUCCAGUUCUACCACCAUGGGAAAAGAAGAGGUUAUGAAACUGGAUGCAAAAGGAAUCAAUCCUGUUGAAGAAUCAUCAGGUAAGGUAAAGCUGUAUUGUUACAUUGGUCACACAUCACAGGUAAAUGAGACAAUUGGUCAAAAUUGGAAGGUACAGACCAUUAGUAGAAAACAGCCAGAGAAGGAUAUCUCACAACCUAGAAUUGUGACAACAAGACCUCAAUAUCAACGAGGAAUCCCCUCCACAAAAUUGAGGAAGCUAAAAAGUGGGUCCAGAAUCGACAAGAAUGAGAUUUCUUGCUUAAAGAGAACAGGUAUAAAGAAUCGGAUGAUGAACCAAAGCCCAGUUGCUGAGCCUGAACCAGCUAAACUAACUGUUGAACAAAUCAGGAAGGGAGAAGAGCAAAAAGUUUACACUGAGAUUAGUGCACUAGAAGAUGAACUCCUGAAUGUGUGUGAAGCAGAUGCCUACAUAAAUAAGAUUGGAGAAAAAUACAAGCAGAGGAAGAGUUUUUCAGGCGAUGACAUUAUUAUGCUGCUCAAGUCUGAACAUGAAAAUAAUGCUAUCACUGCUUAUAGCAUUAACGCUGAUAAAGAGGGGACUGAGCUGAAACAUUUUCUUUUAACCAGUCCAUCAUUCAUUGGACAUGCAAAGAAGCUCUUCAAUCUUGAAGUUGAUUGUCCCAACACCCUACAAAAGGAUGAAACUAUUUACAGCAUGGCAAAUCUCAGGCUUUAUUUGGAUUGCACGUAUGAACUCGCUGAGCGUAAAAGCCUUCAAGAGUCACAAGUAGUUCGUUCUUUCUUGCUCGCUUGUGGAGGGAACUCAAGAUUACACUUCUCCUUAGGCAGGUUGGUUGAAGAAAUCUGUGAUGGCAUUGAGAAUCUGAAAUUUUACAAAGAAGAUUCCGGGGAGGAAGUUUUUGCAGGCAAUGAUGUCUUUGCAAUGAUGGAGAAAGACAUGAAGUGCAAUGGAGAGAUAAACAGUAUGUGGGAGAAGGGUUGGAGGCGAGGAUUUUCUGCAGAUGAGGCUGAACUAGUUGUCAAUAAAAUAGAGAUCCUGCUUAUGAGUGGAUUAAUUGAGGAGGUUUUUAUAAAUUUAUGAUUAAAUCACAUUUCAGUAUCUUCACCAGUUCAACUUGUAGAUAAUAAGAACUGACUAUACAAGAGUUGAAUGUUAAAACAGUUGUCUUAUAGUUGCAUAGUAGUUUUGGAAUGAAAAGUUAGUAAUCUAUAAAUAUUAUUUCUA
Messenger RNA from Glycine soja, 2583 nucleotides. RefSeq lists its product as uncharacterized. Bases 181 to 2439 code for a protein of 752 amino acids. The transcript has 5 exons. The record is from RefSeq and is a predicted model, not a curated record. Lineage: Eukaryota; Viridiplantae; Streptophyta; Magnoliopsida; Fabales; Fabaceae.